GUAGUGCUCCAGUGAUCAUGAUUGGGAACCUCCCUACGAUUCUGUGGAUGGGAUUCACAGUGCUUAUCGUCUGUCAGGCUCCAGUGUCGAGCACCUCCGAAGUUUCCGAGACAACUCUGUCGGACGUGUCAAAUGUCGCCAACUCUCUCUGUAAGCUGACCAAAACCUGCACCACACUUGGAAACAAGCUGAGGGACUAUGAAAGUGACUUCCGCGCCAAACAGCGAAUCUGCCAGCUUGCCGAUCAGGCCUCAUUGCUGCCAGACGAAACCAAGUGCGAAGAGCCAAACCUUGACCUGAUGGACCACGUUACAUCCGCUACCGAUGGCGACGAUCUGGCGGAAAUCUUGUGUGACCUGAGCACCAGCUGUGUUAUGCUAGCUCUGACCCCUCACGCCCAAGACCCGGACCAUGAGCCGAUGAAGACCAUCUGCAAACUGGCUGAUGGGAAGAUGAAGACCAAAGACGACAUCACCUGCAAACCCAUCGAGCCGGAGGACAGCCUUAGCGAAGAAGACUCCGGAAGUCAGAGCGGGGAAGAACUGAUGGAGAAUCAAGACGAUCAGCCCCAAGUCCUGACUCUAAGUAGGACGUAUUAUCAUUUUGAUGAUUGCUCAGAGAUUUACGCAGCCCAGACCUUGUUUGGCACCCCUAGAAGCGGCGUGUACACUAUCCGCCCUGUCAGUUCUGGUGCCUUUUCUGUGUACUGUGACAUGGCUACAGAUGGGGGUGGGUGGACUGUUAUACAGAGCAGAUAUGACGGGACCAUACACUUUAACAGGAAGUUUAACGACUACAAGUACGGGUUUGGGUCCGCUAGCGGAGAGCAUUGGUUGGGGCUACAAAAUAUGUACAGGAUAACUGCCCAGAAUACUUACGAACUGUAUGUCAAGCUUGAGGACUGGUCGGACAAUGUCAGGUACGCUAAGUACUCCUCCUUCCGAGUUGGAGGGGGUGACUACUACCAGCUGAGCAUAGGUAGUUACGGUGGAAAUGCAGGAGACAGCCUUGCGUACCACAAUGGCGCGAAGUUUAGUGCGAGAGACCGUGAUCAGGAUACCAAGUCGAGUGCUAGUUGUGCCACUGACUAUAGCUUGACCGGGGCUUGGUGGUGGAAGAGCUGUGGCUACAGCCCCCUGAAUGGCCCCUACCUCCGACCUUCCGAUCGUACCUCUCACAGUGGCUAUGGGAUCUGGUGGAGCACCUUUUCCCCCUCCACCUACAGGACUUACCUCAAAAAGUCCAAAAUGAUGAUCCGCCCUACUGACUUCCGCACCGGAAAAUAA
Branchiostoma floridae (Florida lancelet) is the source of this 1286-nucleotide messenger RNA. Its product is annotated as fibrinogen-like protein A. The transcript has 6 exons. The record is from RefSeq and is a predicted model, not a curated record. The coding region runs from base 18 to 1286 and encodes 422 amino acids. Lineage: Eukaryota; Metazoa; Chordata; Leptocardii; Amphioxiformes; Branchiostomatidae.